Molecule: messenger RNA, 1722 nt
Organism: Eimeria tenella
Lineage: Eukaryota; Apicomplexa; Conoidasida; Eucoccidiorida; Eimeriidae
Exons: 6
Coding region: 1-1722 (573 amino acids)
Source: RefSeq, a predicted model, not a curated record
AUGAGUUUUGCUGCUUCCGCCGCCAGCCCAUCGGGGUUUUCGCGCGCCGAGACUGCCAGCAGCGCGCAGGUCGAUGGCGCUGCCGCCAGCAGCAGCAGCAGCAGCAGCAGGGGCUCUUCUUACUGCGUCCAAGCGGACUUUUCGAAGACCUUCUCCUUUUUGUGCAGCAAAGCCGCUUGUCUGGCGGCAAAAGGCCGCAAGAUCCAGCCGCAGCAGCCCGCGGGCAGCAGCAGCAGCAGCAGCGCCGCCCGCCGCGCUGCUGCUGCUGAACACCGCCGCACAAACGCACCACCCACCAACAUAUACCCCAAACCUCCUUUCUUUUGGGCUUUUCUUUUGUUUUUCCACCUUCUGCCUUUCGCGGGGGCCCUAGACUUUGCUGCGGCCCGCGGGGGAGCCGCUGGGGGCCUCCAGCCAGCCCUCCAGGGCUCCGCGUACACCCCAGCAGCAGCAAUCUGGGCCUCCCAGCGCCUCCAAAAUGAAGCCGACAGCCCCGGGAGCCCCCGGGGGCCCUCCAGUACCCACUUUCUGCAGCGGGGCCCUCUGGAGGCCCCCAGCUUCGCCGCUUUCUUAACAACUCCUUCUGAAGGGACCAGCUCCACCAGAAAAGCCUUCAAAGUGCUGCUGGCUUCCAAGCCGCAGCAGCAGCAGCCGCAAACCUCAGGGGCCCCGAGGACUUCGCCAGCUCCUGUGGCUGCGAACUUUGCGAAGUUGGUAGCAGCAAAUAAGAAAGAAGGAUUAAGUCCUGGAGUUCGAGCGAAGUUGUCUCAUUUGGCAGAGUUGUACAGGCCGGAGGCUCCUGCUGCUGCUGCUGCUGCUGCUCCCGCCGCAGCAGCUCCUGCUGCUGCUGCUGCUCCCGCUGCCCCUGCUGCUGCUUCUUGGUCCAGAUUCAGCAAAGCGGGCCUCGCGGGGGCCCCCGCCGAGGGGCCCCUGCUGCGGGAAGUGAAGCGGCUGGGGCUUCGUGCUGCUGCUGCUGAAGAGAGCCGCAGCAGAUUGGCAGAGUUGGAAGCUCGGAGAGAAAAAGAAAGAGAAGAAGAAAGAAAGAAGCAGCAGCAAGAAAGAAAGAAGCAGCGGGAGGAAAGGAGGAAGCAAAAGGAGCUGGAGGAGAAGAAGCAGCAGGAGCUGGAAGCAAAAAGAAAGGAGGAAGAGCGCCAGCGGCAGCAGCAGCAGCAGCAGCAGCGCGAGGAGGAGGCCAAGAAAAACCUUGCUGCUGCACUCCUCAGGAAGCAAACUGGAACUCCUAAAAAGAAAGUUGUUUUAAAGCCUCAUGAAUUACCUCCAACAACUUCUUUGAGGUUCGCAGAAAACAAAACUGAGCAGCAGCUGCAGCAGGAGGCCCUGCAGCUCUUCCAGCAGGUCGACGAAGACGCCAAGGCAAGUGCUGUCUUCACUCAGCCGCCUCUGCCAGAAAUGGCUCCCAGCGAUUACAUUUCCGAAGACGAAAAGGCUGCGGAGGCGGCGAUGUCUGUGGACCCGCGCAUAAGUGCAGAGCACAAAGACUUGGCGAUGAAAAUGUUUUUGCGAAGUGCACAAAAGUAUUCAGAAGGAAAAGAUCUUUUUGCAAAAAAUCCUUUGAAGAUCAUUUCCGGAAUCUACGAUCAACCACUCACAGGCAAGCCGCCUGCUACUGCUGCUGCUGCUGCUGCUGCUGCUGCUGCUGCCACACAAUGGAGACCAACUGGAGCUCCUGCUCCACCAGCUGCGGCCACGGCAAACGCAUGA